AUGUUUCAAACCCCAACCAAACUAGGAUAUAUGAGGAAGUCGAGGUUUCUGAGCUUUGGUUGGUUACUGGAAGCGCCUAUCAAUGUUGCACCACCAAUCAUUGUAGCUGUCACAGUACAUGUUGGCGCUAACAAGGUUUCUUCCCCGCGUACAAAACAAUCGGAUGAAUCGAAUUCGUCGAAUUAUAGCGGUAAGGCAAGCCGAAAUCUAUUUCCAGAUAACGAGCACGGUCGCAGAAUGUGA
Molecule: messenger RNA, 243 nt
Organism: Botrytis fragariae
Lineage: Eukaryota; Fungi; Ascomycota; Leotiomycetes; Helotiales; Sclerotiniaceae
Exons: 2
Coding region: 1-243 (80 amino acids)
Source: RefSeq, a predicted model, not a curated record